AUGGGGGAACACACCUUCUUCUUGGGUCUACAAAUCAAACAGUUCCCUCAGGGCACUUCAAUCUGCCAGGAGAAGUACAUCAAAGAAUUACUCAAGAAGUUCAGCAUCCAGGAGGCCAAAAUACUUGAUACUCUAAUGAGCACCAAUGCUAAACUCGACAAGGAUGAUGCAGGUACUGAUGUGAAUCAUACUAUGUAUAGAGGAAUCAUUGGUUCUCUCCUCUAUCUUACUACAAGCAGACCAGAUAUAAUAUUCAGUGUGGGGAUGUGUGCUAGGUUUCAAGCAGCUCCAAAAGAGUCACAUCUGAAGGCAGCUAAAGGGAUCCUAAGAUACUUGAAGGGAACACUGGACCUAGUCCUAUUCUACCCUUUUGCGGAUUCCUUUGAUUUAAUUGGAUAUGCUGAUACUUAUUAUGCAGGUUUUCUUGUUGACAAGAAAAGCACCUUAGGCAUGGCACAUUUUCUGGGGUCAUCACUGAUCUCAUGGUGA
Solanum tuberosum (potato) is the source of this 489-nucleotide messenger RNA. RefSeq lists its product as uncharacterized. Lineage: Eukaryota; Viridiplantae; Streptophyta; Magnoliopsida; Solanales; Solanaceae. The record is from RefSeq and is a predicted model, not a curated record. Bases 1 to 489 code for a protein of 162 amino acids. The transcript has a single exon.